AUGAAGCCAAACUGGGAAGACCCCUACGUGAUCAGCCGAUCUAGGGGCAGAGGAAGUUACACCCUUGAUACUUUAGAAGGAAAAGAAAUUUCGAGCACCUUCGGAGAUACUAUCCAUGAAACUCUUCGCUUACCAGCUUGGCUCAUAGCAGGCGAUGAGCCUCCUGUGACGAGCCUUAUCUCCAUUGUAGGCAAGCUAUUUCGCGAGUACAAACUCAAUGGAGUCUCUUUCAAGUGCUAUGUCUCCGGACGUACACUUACAAGAUACAAUGAGAAUUGA
This is a messenger RNA of Prunus armeniaca (apricot), 279 nucleotides long. The record is from the annotation of a GenBank genome assembly. Lineage: Eukaryota; Viridiplantae; Streptophyta; Magnoliopsida; Rosales; Rosaceae.